Messenger RNA from Bathycoccus prasinos, 537 nucleotides. RefSeq names its product PREDICTED: similar to Zinc finger protein 271 (Zinc finger protein 7) (HZF7) (Zinc finger protein ZNFphex133) (Epstein-Barr virus-induced zinc finger protein) (ZNF-EB) (CT-ZFP48) (Zinc finger protein. Bases 1 to 537 code for a protein of 178 amino acids. Gene Ontology annotation, molecular function: RNA polymerase II cis-regulatory region sequence-specific DNA binding; DNA-binding transcription factor activity. The transcript has a single exon. Gene Ontology annotation, biological process: regulation of transcription by RNA polymerase II. The record is from RefSeq and is a predicted model, not a curated record. Lineage: Eukaryota; Viridiplantae; Chlorophyta; Mamiellophyceae; Mamiellales; Bathycoccaceae.
AUGGGACGAAGAAAGAAUCCACAUCCGAAAAGAGCGGUGAACGCGAGGACGGUUUUGAAGGGAGAGAAAGAAGAACCUUUGGUGUUGUGUUCGAGAAUUCCUGACGAGGAUGAUGAUUUCGAGGCAAAUCAUCAUCAGAUACAAAAAGAAGAAGAAGAAGAAGAAGAAGAAGAGAUAACUGUUAGGAAAGGAGCGAAGAGAAAGAGAGGGCACGAGUGCGAUGUGUGCGAGAAGGUGUUUCGAUAUCCAUCCUACUUGGCCAAACACAUGCGUACGCAUACGAAAGAGAAACCGUACAAAUGCGAUGUUUGCGAGAAGCGUUUUCGUUAUUCUAAUGGUUUAAAAUACCACACGCGCAUUCACACGAACGAGAAACCGUACGAGUGCGAUUUUUGUGAUAAAGCUUUUCGUGAUUCUAGUAGUUUGACAAAGCACAUGCGUAUUCACACGAACGAGAAACCGUACAAAUGCGAUGUUUGCGAGAAGAGGUAUCGUUACGCUCAAAGUUUAAGGUACCACAUGCGCACUCAACAUUAG